Erigeron canadensis is the source of this 1908-nucleotide messenger RNA. Its product is annotated as flocculation protein FLO11-like. The record is from RefSeq and is a predicted model, not a curated record. The transcript is spliced from 5 exons. NCBI's taxonomy places the organism in Eukaryota, Viridiplantae, Streptophyta, Magnoliopsida, Asterales, Asteraceae. Bases 1 to 1908 code for a protein of 635 amino acids.
AUGGAUUUUCUUGAUACAAAACCAAAUGGUGUCUUCAUUAUAGAAUCAAUUCUUGAAGGUCCCGUUCAGUUCAAACAUCCCAAUGGAGUUAUUCUUAUCAAUGACCAACUGACUGAAGUUCAAAGAGCAAGAAUUCAAGCUGACAAGCAAGCCAAAUCCUAUAUCUAUCAAUCUCUUCCUGAUGAGAUUUUCUCUGCUUUUAAUCAUGAUCACAAUGCAAAAGAGAUAUGGGAUGAUUUAACAAAGUUUGCUGAUUCUGAAGAUUUCAAAUACUUGAUGACUUCAACAACCAAUUCUUCACAAACUACUUCACAAGAAACAACAAGUGUGGUAGAUUUCAUUUCCAAAGAUGAUUUCUUAUCUCCACCUCCUAAAACAACUACUUUGAGAUCAUCAUCAUCACCCAAAACACCAUCUCCACAAAGACCGUCAUCUCCAUCUUCACCAAAAUCACCUCAAAUACAUCAAACACCUAUUCAUCAAUCUUCGCCACUUCCAGAAAUCAUUUCACCUGUACCACUAACAAUGGAACAAACUCAACCUCAAACCAUUGUAUCACAAAUGCAUUCAUCAUCAUCAUUUCCUCGAUCUCCUCCACCUACAUAUUUUCAUAGCCAAAUGAAAUCAAUUCCUGUUAAUAUCCGUAAAACAUUCAAGAGAUCUCAAUUUGAAUAUGAUCGAUUUCAAACAACUGAACAAGAAGAUGCAAAUGAUUCAAGUGUUGAUGAAUCAGAUUCUGAUGAUGCAAAUAUAACCCCACUUAGGACACCAAUGACACCGAUUGUGAUACCAUUUGCACAUCUAAGUGAUGCUACCGGAACAAACAUAGAGAGAUUGGCUAUUGUGCCCUUUCGAGGAUUGUUUGGAAGUCCUUCCCUAGCUAACAUCACGCCAGCUUUGACCGAAGGCGCCUUAGUAGCUAGAACAGUUGUGCGACAGUCUGAGUUCCUUCGAGCUCAAUCUGUUGUGUGCUCUUCGUGCUUUAGGCUUAACGGAAAUCCUAAGACAGUAAUGAUGUCUUUGGGUCACUCAGUAGAAUCACUUGAGACUACUGAUGUGCCAGAUUCUGCUAUUCCAUUACUGGUUGAAGCUCAAAGGUUGAUAUCUCAGUUUGUUGAAGGAAUUGAAGAAGGUCAAAGAAGUGAGUUGAUUGUUUCUAGAAAUAUCAUAACCGGAAAACUUCCUGCUAUCAAAUCAAGUUCACCAUCACCGAGAUUGCUUACUGGAGAUGCUUUACAUAUUGAUACUCCAGUAGCAUCUUCAUUACCACCCCGUGUAACACAAACAACAACAACAAUACCAACAACAAUGCAAACUACAACAACAAUUCCAUCAUCAACAAUUCAAACAACACCGAUAAUUCCAACUAUUCCACCAACAACAACACCAUCACCAAUUACUCAAUCAUUCCCUGAUCCUAGUUCACCGCAUCAUUCUUCCAGUUCUUCUUCCGAAUCAUCUGAUUCUGCCGAAUACUUAAGUGAUUGCUCACCAAGACGAAUUGCCACCAGUGGUCUAUCAACCGACACUCUUGUUGUUGCUCUCAUGCAUCGGUUGAGAUCUGAAGAACCACAUCUCACUUCCCACAAACGAUCAAUUUUUCAAUCACUCCUUGCAUACAUGUCAUUUCAAGAUUCGAAUGAUUUACCCCCGCUUGUCAGACAAAUUUCACAUUAUUACUCCACAACUUCAACUUCUAACGAGCCAAGUGAUCAUGAUCCAUUUCAACCUGAAGAUGAUGAGUCUGAUUCAUCUGAUUCUGAUGAUCCUGAUAAUGCUCAAACAAGUGAACAAUCUCAGCAAGAAACAUAUGGGAAAGACAUCUUUGAAGAUAUUGUCUAUCAUCUGAAAAACCCAGAAAAUCUUGAGACUCCUAGUGAGCUUGCACAAGGAGACAGACAUCCAUGA